AUGAUUUCUUUUUUUUUUCUUUCAAUUUUCAUUGGACUUAGCUUCUUCUUUUUUUCUAUUGUUCAUCUAUUCGCUUCAUUAGCAAUUUUGUCUUUUUUCAUUCCUUUUUUCCUUUCCACUGCUUUUCUUAUUAUUUUUUUUUUUUUUGCUUUCCAUUUUCUUUUCACUUCUUUUUUCUUGUCAUCUUGGCCGUUUUCUUAUUUUUCAAUUGUUAUUCUUCAGUUAUUUCUUUCUCCUUCACUCAGCUUCAACUGUGCUUUUCUGUUUUCUUAUUUUCAUUUUAAUUUUACAAUUCCUUUCAAUCUUCAUUUUUAUUUCUCUCCCUUUUUCCAAUUUCUUUCUUUUUCACAAACACAAUGGAAGCUGAUUCUUACUGACAUCCAUAUUUCUUUUUUCUUUCCUCUUUUGCUUUCACACAGACUUUAUUUAUUGUUUAUUUCAUUGUUUGCAGGUUUUGAAACUGCUCGGACACUUGCUUUUCAUGGUGCAACUGUGAUACUGGCUUGUCGUAACCUGGAAAGUGCUGCAGCAGCCAGCGAGAAGAUUCUUGCAGAAAGAUCCACAGCAGAAGUAGAAAUCAUGGCACUAGAUCUGGCUUCUUUAAAAAGUGUUCGCUAUUUUGCAGAUACAUACAAAUGUAGGAAAUGGCCGCUUCACAUUCUCAUUCUGAAUGCUGGUGUCUUUGGUUUGCCUUACACUGCAACAGAAGAUAAUGUUGAGAUAACUUUCCAAGUGAAUCACUUAUCCCACUUUUACCUGUCUUUAUUGCUGAAAGAUGUAAUGGUCAGUUCCAAUCCUUGCAGAAUUGUUGUUGUCUCAUCAGAGUCACACAGGUUUUCAGACUUGAGUUCCGAGAACAUCAGUGAAGAAAAGCUAUCUUUGCCGAGUAGUCAAUACAAGGACAUGAGUGCCUACAAUACAUCAAAACUUUGCAACAUUUUGUUUGCAACAGAAUUAAACCAACGCUUGCUGCCACUUGGAGUAACUGUGAAUGCACUUCACCCUGGCAACAUGAUGAGCUCUAAUUUGGCCCGUAACUGGUGGGUUUAUCGCCUCCUUUUUGCAGUUGUCCGUCCAUUCACAAAGACCAUGCAACAAGGUGCAGCUACAUCCCUGUAUUGUGCAGCUGUUCCAGAACUUCAAGGUAUUGGGGGUAUGUACUUCAACAAUUGUUGCCGUUGUGAACCAUCGUCUGCAGCCCAAAAUGGGAAACUUGCCACGGCCCUUUGGGAGAUCAGCACAAAGAUGUUGUCUGAUCGUUCUUUUGUAUGGUGA
Messenger RNA from Acanthosepion pharaonis, 1275 nucleotides. NCBI's taxonomy places the organism in Eukaryota, Metazoa, Mollusca, Cephalopoda, Sepiida, Sepiidae. The record is from the annotation of a GenBank genome assembly.